AGCUUUGGGAGGCUGGUGGCAACCCUCUUUUGGGUACUCUUGGAGGUCAAGAUAGAAGAUCCAUCAACAAGAAGAUGAAUGAUUUCAAUUACCUCAAAUUAGGUCUAACUAUGAAUCGAGUUGCCAUAGGUACUUAUGUGAGUUAUCAUUGGCUUGCGCCAGCGAUAAGGGCACAAGUUGAAGCAAUAACUAUCAAUUGGGAUGCAAAACUUGACAAUGAUGAACUUGAACGAAUUCAAGCAGCCAUUGAAAGGAUCAAAUUAAGAAAGGCUCGAAUAGAACGAUCAAAUAUCACUUGUGAAUGUCAGCAGUACAAUUCUUAUCCCAAUACAUGCCAUUUUGAUCCAAACACCUCAUGGAAUAAUGAAGAUAUAUUGGAGCCACAAUCAGGGUUUCAAGUUCUAGAAGAGGAGACAUGUUUGAAUAAAAAUCUAGAGGUUCAAUCAAGUCGUUUGCACAACUUAGUUGCUGAAGAGAUACAAGGUGAGUUACCUAGUGCAACAAUGAAAAAUCAAGACGAAGAAGUAAACACUUUACUCUUGGAGAUUGAAGGACAACUUGGAGAAGUAGAAAUUAUGCCUGCAGAAACUAAACAAGAGGAUGUCCCUAAGGAGGAAGAGGAAAAAGCUCAAGUAUCAUUUGAAGUGUUCAAUGGGGAGUCUCCUUUAACCAAAUCUGAUUUUAAUGAUUAUUUUGUUAUUGAUAUGGUUGAUGAGAUUUUGCAGAAAAACACUUAUGAGGAUCCAUUUGAGAUUUACUUUAUUCAAGCAAAAGACCCAAUCAAAGCAUACAUAAAUUGCUUGAAUACAUCAUCUUCCUUGGAAUCAAAGGGGGCACUCCUAGAAGAAUUGGGAAGGCACAUCUGCUGGCCUAAACCUAAACCCCCUCAAAAUAGUCAUUGGAGAAAAUCUUAUGGUGGAUUCAACUUAAGGGCAAGAAAGCCAAGAUUUAAGAAAACGAGAGGACAUGCCCUACGACUUGAUCCAAAACCACCUUGAAGUGGUAGAAAGUCUGGCUAAUGAUUAUAAAUUCAGCGCUUCUUGGGAGACAACCCAAGCAUAAAAUUUUCUUUUCUUUUAUUUUUCGUUUAUAGUUCAGAUUUUUUUUUUUAAUUUCUUUCUUUUUCUCUUUAUGGCCUAGGUUAAUGCAUAAAUUGUUGUUCUUUGAUUUUGGCCAGGUCAUUGAACAAGUUUGGGGGACAAGAUUAUGGAAAUUCAUAUGCUAGAAGUCUCCUCUAAAUGAAGACAACUCAACUUC
Molecule: messenger RNA, 1257 nt
Organism: Rubroshorea leprosula
Lineage: Eukaryota; Viridiplantae; Streptophyta; Magnoliopsida; Malvales; Dipterocarpaceae
Source: the annotation of a GenBank genome assembly